Phanerochaete carnosa HHB-10118-sp is the source of this 5799-nucleotide messenger RNA. RefSeq lists its product as uncharacterized. Gene Ontology annotation, molecular function: protein binding. The record is from RefSeq and is a predicted model, not a curated record. The transcript is spliced from 9 exons. Lineage: Eukaryota; Fungi; Basidiomycota; Agaricomycetes; Polyporales; Phanerochaetaceae. The coding region runs from base 1 to 5799 and encodes 1932 amino acids.
AUGAACGUGUCUCGUCUACAUGCAUCGGUCGCUCCUUCUGCACAGAGAAUUAUAAAGGAUGGAGAGGAGAAGGAUGCAGACUUCCUCACCCUGCGGCUACUGAACAAGAGGUCACGCGUCAAACUCUCCCCUGAUUCCGUGAAGCUCGACCCUCUCCCCGGCAAGGGCGUAUUAUUCGCUAUUGCUAACUCAUUGGACUGUUUCGCCGCUGCCACAUAUACCGCGCCCGAUGGACAUAACAUUAUGAUUUCUGGACUUGCUGAGCUUCGCAGCUCAUUCGCUUCAUCGGACUCUGACGCUCCAAUACCUUUCACACCCCGUCGUACAAUAACGCUGCCGGCGCAACCAAACAUUCUUGCCUUUGCUUCGAACGACUCCAAGCUGAUCGUUGGUUUACUCUCUGGCUCGACUGCCGUAUAUGACACCACGUCCAUUUCCACAUCCGGGCUAAGUACUGUUCAGCCCUUGCACUUGUUCCCUUCUCCCACAGGUCGUCCGCCAAAGGAUAUCCUGGCCAAUCCAGGGGACAUACCUGACCUCGUUGUGGUACUUUAUGAGCCAGGCAGCCCCCCUGAUGCCGCCAUUAUCGAAUUGCUCGACGUACAGAAGCUGCAAAUUGUGAGUGGUUGGCAAAGCGGUGGCACGCCCGAUACUACGCCGGCUUCAGUUUGUUGGUCGCCGAAGGGAAAGCAGCUUGCGAUUGGGAUGCAGAGCGGCGACAUAUUCACUUUCGCUCCGAACAGCACCUCCGCUGUCAAAACAAUGGUGCCUCGGCCAUCCUCUCUACCAUCCGAGAAACUAUUAUCCACAUUCUGGCUGUCUAAUCCAGGCUUCUAUGGCAUCUUUACAACUCCUGAAGCUCUGUCUCCGGAUGCCGAUCAGACACAUAUGCUCAUGUCUCUGGAUGCCAAAGCUGGGACGAUCACAGAGAUCAAGCUGAGAGCACCCUUUCUGCCUUUACCCGGGAUGCGACCACCCGGGGCCUUCACCAUCCUCUUGCGUCAGUGGGAACCGACAAAGUAUCUAUUGUUCGUUGGUGACAGCAGCUCUUCCGACGUUGGUCUCAUAGGCUGCACAGAGGUCAAUGGUCAGGAACAAUGGGCUCAUUUCACGCUCGAAGAAACCUCCACGCCAGGUAUGCCACUCGAUCAGGAGAUGAUGGACACCGUCUUGCUUGGUCUCGCCCUUGAUCUCACGAACACCGACUCGUAUACGCAUAAGACAGCUUCUGGCGAAGACCAAAUAUUACCUCCCCCUCCGAUCCUGUACGCAUAUGCCAGCGACGGGACUGUCAUAGGAUGGCAUUUACUCAACACAACUGGCAAGCCGUACUCAGGGAUGAAACUUCCCGUAGCUCCAGCUAUCCUGCAGGCUGCCAGUGAGAGCAUGGAGACUGAGGCCGCGCCCAUAAUAUCAACUAGCGCAUCUAUUCAGACCACGGAUCAGCCUAUGAGUGGACAACAGACUCCUACUGCAUCGUUGCUCGAGCACUCUGGUUCCACUCCCGUGUUCGGCCAGAGCAGCGUCGCCCAGCCGUCGGCCUUUGGCCAGACCUCAGCAUUCGGUAGCACGGACAACUCAAUAUCACCGUUCGGAGCGAAGCCAUCACCAGGUUUUAGCGCAUUUGCCAGCGUGGGGCCGUCAAAAUUCGAUCAGCUAUCUGGCACCGGUUCAAGUGCUCCAGCGUCGCAAACGCCGACGAGUCCAGCAUUGGCAUCACCCAUGGCCGUCUCGCUGUCAAAUUCGGGCAUUGGCAAGGUUGAUUUGGAUAUAUCGAUGGAUUCUACCACUGGCAGUGGAUUCGGCAAUCUGUCUCUCGACGAUGCGAGCCACCCAAUAGACUCUGGCAAGUCGAAGGCCGCAGGGAAUGGCAUGUUCGGCUCCUUCACAUCUCCCUCGGCACCUCCCAAUACAAGCACACCCUUCGGAUCUGCAGUGCCUUCGAGCAGCUUGCUCAAGCCCGCCACCGGAUUUGGCGCCUUCGGUGGACAGUCUUCUGGAUACGGGUUUGGUGCAAUUUCUUCAGGCAGCGCCGCAGAUACUACCUCAACUCCCUCGCCUACUUUCGGGACCUCUGGGUUUGCUGCUAUCAAGCCGGCAAGUCCAUCACCAGCGUUCGGUUCGUCAGGCUUUGGGACCCAACCAGGCUUUGGACAGUCUGCAUUUGGACAACCUGCGUUCGGUCAAUCAGCAUUUGGUCAGUCUCCGGCUUCCAGCUCACCCUUCAAUUCCUCCAUCGGCGCGCCAGCUAGUGGUGGCUUCGCUGCGUUUGCCAGUGGGACGUCCACAUUGAGCACGGCUGCUGAGCAGAGCCUGGACUCGGAGUCCGUUGGGUCUACUCAGCCGAAAGAGAAGAGCCCCACACAGCCAUCAACUCCAGUGAAGCCUUCUGGAGCUCCGAGCACGCCCAACGUGUUUUCGUCGUCGGCCUCUGCGAAACCUACUACAGGAGGGGUGUUCUCCAAUUCUGUGAGCUCUCCCUCUGGCUUUGGAAAACUGGAUUCCGGCUUCGGUGCAUUUGGCUCUUCUGCUACCCCUUCAUCCUCGCCCUUCUUUAACCCUCCGAAAGCUCCAACAACGCCAAGUGCCUUCAGCGGUACGCCGCUGGCGCUCUCCGUUGGACCUUUAGCCCCGAGCACCCCUACACCGGCCGCCAAACCAGUAUUUGGUGCGCCGUCUGCAUUCGGUCAGCCAUCUGCGCUCGGUGCAGCUGCAACGACCGAGCAGAAUAGGUCCGCAUUCGGCGCGCUGUCGUCUCCGGGUUCGCCCUCGACAUUUGGGCAGUCCGCGUUUUCCGGUCUAGGCGGCAAUAGCGCAAGCACCAAAGGGUUUGGCAACUUUACUGGCGGUGGUGGUGGCUUCGGCACAUUCUCUGGGGAGAAAAAGUCUUUCAGUGAGCUUCUGAAGGGCGAUACAGAUAAGGGCAAGGUCAAGAGCAAGGACGAGGGCAGGGAAGCGCCAAAAGGCCCGGCUUCGGUCUUCAACAAUCCUCCACCUCUCCCUGCGGCCAGCACUAGCGAGCCCAAGCCUAGUCUGUCAAAGCAAGGACAGCCUCAACGGACAACCGUCUUUGGUGUCCCCCUGGACAAGAAACCGGGUGAUAUAGCACCUGUUGACAAGCGAGAUAGAGCUGCGUCUCUUUCUCGUGGUGACGAGUUGGACGGCGACGACGAAGACGCCAAACACCAUGAAGAUGGCGAUGACGAAGAUUUUCUUUCUGAUUCUUUUGACGAAGAGGAUGAAGAGGGGGAGGAAGAGGAAGAGGAGGAAGAGGAGGAAGAGGAGGAGGAAGAGGAGGAGGAGGAGAGAGAAGAGGCUGCAGAAGGCGACAGUGGGCUGAUCUUGCCUGGUUCAUCCGAAGCUGCCACUCCUCCAGCAGCGGGGCCUACGAUUCAUCUGACCGAUUCUUCGCCUCCUGCAAGCCCGGAGAAAAGGAAAGAGCCCGUACCAGACGAUAUCAGGACCCCGUCUAGCUCUCCCGAUAAGCAAGCUUCUCCGCCUGCGGUUGUUUCACCAUCUCCAGUGGCCGCGACGUCCUCAUCUCCUCUUAGUCUACUCGGCAGACCAACCACGCAGCCCAAGCGCAGCUCGCCAUUGGCCAGUACGCCGAUAAACAGGGACAGCGAUGAUGACACGACAGAUAGGCUCCCUCUUGCGCCUCCAUCCAAAUUUCAUGCAUCUGUAGAAGCGGAUGCCUCUACACUGUCACCUAAAUCCGCUACUGAAAAACCCCCAUCACCUGUUCUCGUGCCAACAGGCGAAGGACUCAAGUCGCGCCCGAAGACACCACCCCUCCAGGCAGUGUUCGGUGCGGCUCCUGCGAUGCCUAAGCCGGCUCCUUUCACACUUACCCCCGCUACUCCAUCACCACCUCCAGUGUUUGGAUCGCCUCCUUUGGCCUCGUCGAGUCCCAAGCCAGACACUGGAUUUUCAUCAGCUUUCUCAAAAGGACCUGCAGUCUUCAGCGCACCUCCGUCGAGGCCUGCUACGCCAACACUCAGAGUAGAUAAUGCCGCGUCUGUUCCCGCCGUGUCACCAUUGUUCCCCUCCCUGACACCCGGUGGCUCACUCUUCACGUCGAAGACGAAUCCGCCGAUGCCAACGAAAGCAGAGGGGCCUACGACGUCGUUCGGUAUUUCGCCCUCUGGCGGGCUAUUUGAACAAAGGCCGUCGAUGGCGUUCACGUCUACUCCUUCCACCCAUAGUGGCGGAUCAUUUACCGCUGCGAAGCCCCCACCUACGACACUCCCUAUCUUCGGACAGCCCGCCUUAGUUGGACAGAAUCCCGUGUCGGUACCGCAAACCCCACUUGCAGUCGGUCUCUUCGCGCCGAAAUCGGCUGCUACCACUCCCGUGCCUACAUCAUUUGCGGCAUCGAAGCAUGUUGCUGAACCGCUCCCUGCUUCUGGCUCAGCAUUGGCGAACACGUCGCAAAUGGGACCGCUUGCUAAUAUGGAGGACGGAAUGAGCAAGGAGUGCACAAACCUCCUAAUUGUCAUGGCUCGAGAGCUCGAGAUCCUCACGCAAGAGGCUGCAAAACUAGGCGACAGGAUGAAAGAGCAUUACAAAAUGAGCAACGUUAGUCGCACCACGGUAGACCUGCGCGACCCAAGUAAAUGGCUACUGGCAGACGUUGAAGAAUUCUCGCGGCUGCUGCAAUACCUGGAAAGGGAUAUCAUGGAGUUGAAGAACGUUCGAGCCAGCUACUCGAAGGCUAUCCGCGAGCUCGAAACUGCCAUGUUAAAAGGUUCCAAUUUCAUGGCCGCAGCGACGAUGCGCAAAGAGGAGAUUGUUCGUUUCAGCAAGGCCAACAAUGAUGUUGAGUUUGCGAAAAUGCUCAAGGCACGAACCCUUGGUCCGGAGCACCUUGAAACACAAGCCCAGUUGCGUAGAGGCAUCCGACUUCUUCGUGAUAGGAUCCAAAAGCUCGAGGAACAUCUCAUGGCUUCACAUAAGAGACUUAGCCAGUUGAAGAUGGGUAAAGCUGGCCUGAGACCACCCUCACUGGAUACCAUCAAUCGCACUUACCGCAAUAUCGACAUUGCUAUAAAGCAGCAAGCAGAUGAUAUCGUUCAUCUGUCGCAGCGCUUGUCGAAGCUCAACUUCACGACUAGUCCGAACCGGGCUGUGGUAGAUUUCAGGUCGAGCCCCAGCAAGCGGACGCGCGAUACCACUCCCAACGUCGCAGCCACAACAGCCGCGGCAUUGAACGCUGAGCGAGCGGCUCAGAGGUUGAAGAGUGCUCUGCUGAAGGCACGCAAGGAGCCGCUGCUUAAUAAGCAAGCUGUGGAUGCGCCAUCCCCACCGUCAGAGCUCGACUUCAUGAUCAAGGAAGAGUCGUCCAAGAAAGAGCUGUCGCUGAACUCGUCCCUGUUUAACUCGAACGGUGAGACAACCCAGACGUCUGGACGGAAUGAGCCCUCCUUCGACGUAGGCGAUAUCCAGCCGUCAACGCCCAGCCAUGGACACAGGCAACGCGAGUCCCGACACGGGAAAUCAGUCCAGUUAAAGAAAUCUUCUGGCUCUUUGGCGGCAUCGGCAACGAGUCCACCAGCGGGGUUCUCCUGGGGACCAAUCCCCGGUGCUACUUCCCCUUAUAAGCUGCCGUUCUCGCUCACGCCGACAAAGGCGGAUGACGCUGGCCGCAGUUCGUUACCGUUCUCGUUCACCUCGAGAAAGGACAGCGAUGAGCAUCACAGCGCCCUAUCAUUCCCGUCCACUCCCAAGAAGGACGAGGAUAAGACUUUCUCUUUGUCGAGCUCCUGGGUGACGGAAGACUUUGAGAAGGAGAAGCAGUAA